This is a messenger RNA of Apis cerana (Asiatic honeybee), 1305 nucleotides long. RefSeq lists its product as uncharacterized. NCBI's taxonomy places the organism in Eukaryota, Metazoa, Arthropoda, Insecta, Hymenoptera, Apidae. The record is from RefSeq and is a predicted model, not a curated record.
CAUAAUAUAAAAUUCAACCCAACGAAUAUAUUUAGUAGAAUUCAAAAGUGUUCAAAUAUAUAUAUAACAGAUCUCAAAAGAUGUUUUACCAAUAUUAACGAGUUUAUUUAAAGAAUAAAUGUAUCUAUUUUCUGUAAAAUCUCACUUUUUUCCAACAAAGAGGAAUAAAAAUUUUCAAGAAAACUUUAUCUUUUUCUUUUUACAUUCACGUUAAAACAAGCAAAGUAAAAAAAUAGAGAAGCAACCGCAGUUUAUUGAACAAUAAUCCUCCUUCCGGCGUGGCAAUGACCUUACCACCGAUCACCGUUGACACAUUUUUCCAAAGGCGUGCCAUUCGAAGCGGAUUGGCAGACGGAGCAUAUCUCGAAACGGCGAAAGUGGUCGAUCGUCCGUAAAAUUCCCAUCAUAAUCUCGCAAUUUCAUAGUAAUCACCGUGAUAGAGGGCGGAAUAUAAACGAGGAGCGUCCUACGAGAUGCCAAACGAAAUUGAACCGCUGAUCCCGACGUUUCAUUUCCUUGGCCAGGUAACGAAAAAAUGGCAACACCUCAACUACUUAUGCUUCCUUCUGCUGAACCAAGCGACGAUGCACGGGGUAACUUCAAAACGCCUGCACCUGAAGAUCCUCGUGCCGGACGUGAUCAACCACCACACGCACACGAGGACGGUGCUCCUCCACGUCCACGUGCCAACCACUACGCCUAGGAGACCGAAAACCUACAAGAAGCACGAGUACAGCUCGAAUUGGAGCUCGUGGAGUCGCGGCCGCUACCGCAAUCACAGGGACGAGUACGGGGAGCACGAGCUCGAUCACGAGAAUUAUCACGACGAGAAAUCGGCGAGAGGUGGGCCGUUAAAGCCCAAAGACGCGGAUCAAAAACGGCGCAGGCAAAAGUACUUCCCUGCCUACGAUUACCGCAAAGAGUAUCCCUCGUCUUUCGACGCGGAGGGCAACGAUUUGGAGAAGGAGAAGGAGCGUGACAGUUACGCGGUGCACGAGGACGUGAACGACGUACCGCCAAAUACGGAGACGGUGUCGUAUAAUUACGAGGAAGGGUAUAGGAAGGGAGGGGAGGUGGAGAGCGGGCACAUUCGGGCGGAUCAGACGCACAAGUUCCACGAGGAUCAUCACGAGGAGCAAGGGGACGCGGAGAACGAUGGUUUCAAGGACGAGUUUGAAACGAAAACGGACGCUGGCAGGUAUUUGGUCGACGACGUGGAGUACGAGAACACUAGGGAUAAACGUCAUCAUGGUCGAAGAGGAAGAAAGAUUCGCAGGAGCGUAGAGGAGAACGUGGAAUAAGAUU